Molecule: messenger RNA, 1651 nt
Organism: Sinocyclocheilus rhinocerous
Lineage: Eukaryota; Metazoa; Chordata; Actinopteri; Cypriniformes; Cyprinidae
Product: malate dehydrogenase, cytoplasmic-like
Exons: 9
Coding region: 299-1351 (350 amino acids)
Biological process (GO): malate metabolic process
Molecular function (GO): L-malate dehydrogenase (NAD+) activity
Source: RefSeq, a predicted model, not a curated record
CAAAUUUCGCAGCCCCGAUCACUACCUCAUUAAUUUAGGCGUGUGAUCAGAAAUGGCGGAAAGAUUACUCGAUGUCGAGCUAUUUUUGUCUCCCAAAGCUCAUUAGGUGCGGAAGGGUGACGGUGAAAACACAGCACGCGCACGAGGGAAGCGGCUCUUGUAUCUCUAUCUCGCGCCUUUGAGCUCAGGUUACCGCGAACGCCGCUCUGCGUCCGAACGCGUCCCAAAACACCCACUUCUGCGUUCUGGGGGAAAAAACACACUCCAUCGGACACUUCGAGGGACGAACUGCUUGAAAAUGUUGACCCUGUUGUCGGCUAUGUACUUGGUGUCCCGCACGGCUUCGGCGCAGGCCGAACCGAUCCGUGUGCUGGUGACUGGCGCCGCCGGACAGAUCGCUUAUUCUCUGCUCUACAGCAUCGCUAAAGGAGAUGUGUUCGGCAAGGACCAGCCAAUCAUCUUGGUGCUUCUGGAUAUCACUCCCAUGCUGCCUGUGCUGGAUGGGGUCGUCAUGGAGCUGCAGGAUUGUGCUCUUCCACUUCUGAGGGAGGUGAUUCCCACUGAUAAGGUUGAGGUGGGCUUCAAGGAUCUUGACGCUGCCAUCUUGGUGGGCUCUAUGCCCAGAAAAGAGGGCAUGGAGAGGAAGGACCUACUGAAGGCUAACGUGGCCAUUUUCAAAACCCAAGGUGAAGCACUGGAGAAGAACGCCAAGAAGACCGUCAAGGUGCUAGUUGUGGGAAACCCAGCCAACACCAACUGUUUGAUCGCCUCCAAAUCAGCUCCCUCUAUUCCUAAGGAGAACUUCUCCUGCCUGACCCGUCUGGACCAUAACAGGGCCCGCUCUCAGGUGGCGAUACGUGUCGGUGUGCCCUCUGACAGUGUGAAGAAUGUGAUUAUCUGGGGAAAUCACUCCUCAACUCAGUACCCAGAUGUGCACCACGCUAUCGUGAACAAUCAUGGGAAGGAGAUGUCAGGUUUUGACGCAGUGAAUGACGAAAGCUGGCUGAAGGGCGACUUUAUCAGCACUGUGCAGCAGAGAGGUGCAGCUGUCAUCAAGGCCAGGAAGCUCUCCAGUGCAAUGUCUGCUGCCAAAGCCAUCUGUGACCACAUGAGGGACAUCUGGUUCGGCACUCCAGAUGGUGAGUGGGUGUCUAUGGGUAUCUACUCCACUGGUAAUUCCUAUGGAGUUCCUAAUGACCUCAUGUACUCCUUCCCUGUUAUGAUCAAGAACAAGACCUGGAAGGUGGUUGACGGACUUGCCAUCAAUGAUUUCUCCCGCGGUAAGAUGGAUGGCACCGCCGCUGAGCUGGUAGAGGAGAGAGACACAGCACUCACCUUCCUUGGAGCGUGACUUGAUGUCUCCACAACAAUGCGGCAGCCGUUAGACUCUUCAAAGUCCCCAAAUCCCCGACUGUAAAGUCCUGUAGAUAUCAUAGCUGACCGUGUGUGCGUGUGUGGAUAUUUAUGCCUCUUAACGUAUGCGUGUGUGCGUUACUUCACAAGAAACAUUUGCAAUGUAACUUCCUCUGCUUAGAGUGUCUGGGGCAACACCUGAAGAACAUUUCCAAUUAAAACCGUUACGCACAUAGUUGUCCUGACCAAAAUAAUGAUCAUCUGUCAUACAACAAUAAAAGACCAUGUGGAAAAUAAA